AUGGCUGAAGAGCAUGUAGUUAGUGAGACAUUGGCUGAUGAGCCUCCAAUUAAGGGGGAUGAUGCCAAAGAGGGUGCAGCUGAUAAGACAGAGGCUAAUGAUGUGGAGCCAGUAGCCAAAGCUGAUGAGAAGGUAACCAAAGCGGAUGAGCAUGUGGCUGCAGCUGAUGAGCAAGUGGCUGCAUCUGAUGAGCAGGACGCUUUAUGGCAGUCUCCAUGCGUCUACCUUAGGACGCUUCUUAUAGACGAUGGCCUGGUUGGCCUAAGUCUCCCGGAGGAUGCUGUGGAUGUUUGCCCACCGCUUACGUAA
Molecule: messenger RNA, 309 nt
Organism: Prunus armeniaca (apricot)
Lineage: Eukaryota; Viridiplantae; Streptophyta; Magnoliopsida; Rosales; Rosaceae
Source: the annotation of a GenBank genome assembly